Linum tenue is the source of this 231-nucleotide messenger RNA. Lineage: Eukaryota; Viridiplantae; Streptophyta; Magnoliopsida; Malpighiales; Linaceae. The record is from the annotation of a GenBank genome assembly.
AUGCUGAAGGAGCUGAAGUCGUCGCUCCAGAGGGGACCGGUCCCUCCGUCGGGUUCUUCCGGGUGUACCCACGUACCCGGAUCCAAUGGGCCGGGUUGCCCGUCCUUGGUCAACCAGAUGAACUUCGCCGGAGCUCUCCACCAUCAACAUCACCACCAUUCUACAGUUUCUUCUUCCUAUCCAGUUGUCGUGAUUCCCUUCGGGUUGGCUGACCGGCGGCGGCAGCAAUGA